Messenger RNA from Carassius gibelio (silver crucian carp), 5345 nucleotides. RefSeq lists its product as uncharacterized. The record is from RefSeq and is a predicted model, not a curated record. Bases 2840 to 3757 code for a protein of 305 amino acids. NCBI's taxonomy places the organism in Eukaryota, Metazoa, Chordata, Actinopteri, Cypriniformes, Cyprinidae. The transcript is spliced from 6 exons.
UCAUAUUGUGUCUAUUCUUCGUGCCUGGUAAGACAUUAGUUACAAUCUCUCUUAUUAGUCGUGCAAGGCUGGUCUGACAGUUGAUUAUUCAAUUUUCAUUUCAGUUUACAAUGUAACAUUUGAAUAUGCAACGGAUAAUCAAAAUUAAAACACAAAGUAGGCCUAUAUUAUGUAAAAGAAAAAAAAAACACAUUCUGUAAGUAAGAGAUUCUCAUCUGAUCAAGCUGAAGUGUUUGUGAGAUAUCAUCAACUUGUGAAGCCUCUUAAUGUAUCAACACAAGGCACAAAAGGGUUUUCAUGAACAAAAAGAUGUACAAGAGCAACUAACAACUACUAAAUGAAUACCAUGAAUGGACAAUAAAGUAAAAUGCACGAUUAAUAUAUAAAAAUGAUUAAGUUCAACGUUACUGUAGUUGCAUGUUUUCAAAUGGAAAUAUAAAUGAACGUGUGACGUGAUUGCUCUGAUGCUAGGGAUGUUUUCAAAAAUCCUCCUGCAUAACUUCCUUGUUUUACCCUUCUAACGGAGUGAGGGAGUUUCUUUGCCUCAAGAAAAAAAGUAAAAUAAAAUAUCAUUCUUCCUGAGUAGGGGGGCAAAUCGGCACCUUACGGAUUCAGUGUUGUUAUUGACUGAUGUUGUGUGAGGGUUACUGUGAGGGUUAUCUGCAUAGGUUAGGUUCACAGUUAGAAAAUUGUUUAAGUUUUUGUUUUAUAUGUUUCUUUGUUUUUCCUGGGCAUAAUUAACCUUUUAAACCAAAUCCACAUUAACUAAGACAUUAUGCUGAACAAAUAACACCCAUGAACUCUCAUGUGUUUGUAAAGUAUGCAGGCAUCUUUUUCUUACUUGUUUUUCCUGUUUCUGGCUCACAGACAGUGACCUGAAUUGAAACUUGUCCAUGUGGUAUAGAGAGGGGAAGUCAUCUUGCCUGUUGUCCACUACACGUCCCCUCUAUCUCCGCUGUAAUCUGCCCACUUUCAGCAUUUUUCAAAUAUUGUCAGUGGGUGGAGUCAGGCUCUGACCAGGGGUUUAGUUACCCUUUAAAGUUAAAAGAGACUACAAUUGUUCUACGUGUCUCUGGGAAUGAGUGCUCAAUAUGUGCAUCUUUGUCAUUCAAAUACACGAUGUUCGCAGUGGUUUUCCCCACGCCGGCUCCGCCCUCACCACGCCCCCAACUAUGACAAGAUGCCGACUGUAUCUAUGAGAAAACUUUUGCCACGCCCCUACCUUUUGGCACGCCCCUGUCUUUCGACACGCCCAUUGCUCCAGGCUGCAGCUACCCCUGUCUCAUUUCUUUUACUGUCUAUGGCUGGAAUGCACGGCAGGAGUGAGUCACUUUUCAGUAAGGUCAGGCGAAGGCGGAGUAUAAACAACGAAAAUAGUCCAGUGUUGUUUUUGUGUGUGUGUGUGACACGUUUAGGUGGCUCGGCGUCGAACAUCACAUCGUUGGCAAAAAUGACGCAAGCUGUUUUUUCUAUUGAUGUUUUGCACGGUUUCUGCAAAUGGGAGUUCGCUUUCACAUCCACAUAAGUUAACAGAGAAGUACAUUGUUGUUUCCUCUCAGUCCAGACUUCUUUCCGAAACCGUGGUGGGACAUUAUGUUUGGUGUUUUUCUCAAGUGUGUUUUGCUUUUGCCCGGCCUGAUGCUGAGAGGCUUACCCAUGCCUUCAUCACAUCACGGCUCGAUUAUUGCAGUUCUCUCUUUGGGAGUUUACCAGCAAGUUCUGUUAAGACACUACAAUAUAUUCAUAACUGACUUGUACAUCCUCACAUGAUCAUGUUACCACAGUAAUAUAUAUAUCUAAGCUCACUGUUAUCCCACCAGUCACUAUUGUGACCAUCAACUCAUUCUAUAACACACACUCAACAAAAGUGAAUAUAUGUGAAUUCAACUAAUAAUAGACACCUUAAAGAUAAUGUGGACCUUAAGAUCUUUGUCAUAUCUUUGUUAACAUACUUUACUAGACUUUUGUUUUGGAGCUGUGAUGCAGUCUUCAUCUUCUCGUGGUGCAAACAGGAAAUAAACUACUCUUGUUAAGUGACAUUUUGCACUAAUCAUGUGAAACUGCACAGUUUUAAUUGAGACGAUUAAGUUUAUUGCUUUCCCAUAUUUGCAGGAAAUGCAUUAAAACAUCAGUCAAAGAAUUUUAGAGCUUUAUAAAUGAAAACCUUCUUUACGGUGGGAUUAAAUGGGUUCAUAUUUAAGAUUAACAUUAGAGAAAUAAGAAGAGUAAUAAUAUUUAGUUUUGAUGGCUAAGUAUACUGUACAGUUUCGAGUAAUAUUUUAUUUAACUUUAUUACACAUUUUGAUUUGGGAAAAAUAGUCCCAACCAAAGGUUUUGACAGGAUUUCAGACAAAUAGAUACAGCCUCGGUCGUGGCUCUCUAAAAUAGAUCUGAAUGUUCUUUCACACAGAUUGAUAGUAAUACAUAAAUAUGUCUGAAAAAAAACAUUAAAAUCUAAUUCAGUAUAUCUCAGAAAUAGUCUUUAUUGUUGAUAUGAACGGGUAAAGGUCUGCUAAAUGUGUGUAAAAUCAAAGAUGCUGAUAUCUUUAAUACUUGGACAGACAAAGUGUAUUUUGUCUUAUUUUGAAUUAAUAAAUGAAAUGGUAUUGAGUCGUAAUAGAGUUAUAAAUAACACUGUUCUUUUCCAAUCUCUUUAAAUGAAUAUCAUCAGUGGUCUAUGAACAUCUGAAAGUCUGUUUAUCUGAAGAGUGAAUGUGAUUCAGUGAUGUUCUUCAUGUUACAUGCUACAUUAUAAAUCCAGACAUAUUUCUCUCAAUCUUUAUGAUCUGUAGAUAAACAUUUUCACAGCACUUUCCUGUUGUAUAAUUUUGUCCCAGACAUGAUUUAUAAUUAUUUGCUCGUUUCUUCUUCAGGUUUUUCUGGUGUUGAUUCAGAGAAAGUGUCAGUGAUGGAGGGAGAUUCAGUCACGCUACACACUGGCAUCAAAACAAAUCAAGACAGAAUAAAUUGGUUUUUUAAUGGCAGUCGCAUCGCUCGGAUCAGUGAAGAUCAGAGUAAGAUCUGUGAAGAAGCUGAGUGUCCUGAGAGAUUCAGAGACAGACUGAAGCUGGAUCAUGUGACUGGAUCUCUGACCAUCACAGACAUCACAAACACAGACUCUGGAGAAUAUACACUAGAUAUCAUCAGCCACAGGAGUGGAAAGAUCUUCAGUGUUUCUGUUCAUGAUGCUCCUGCCGCUGAUCGAGAAGAAAUGAAGUCAGUGAAGGAGGGAGAAUCUGUCACUUUAGAUCCUGGUGUCAUGAAAAACACAAAUCUUUUGAUCACGUUUCUUUUUAAUGACGUCCUCAUCGCUGAAAUCAAUGGAGAACCCAGUAAGACCUGCACAGAUGUUCAGUGUGAUAAAGGUAAUGAGAGAUUCAGAGACAGACUGAAGCUGGAUCAGACUGGAUCUCUGACCAUCACAAACACCAGAACCACAGACUCUGGAGAAUAUAAACUACAGAUCAUCAACAGCAGCAGCAGCUUCAGUAUUAGGAGGAGCAGGAGUUUCAGUGUUACUGUCACUGGUUCAGGUCUGUCUCUGUCUGUUGUAGCAGGAAUAUGUGCUGCUGUAGUUAUUCUGCUCGUGGCUGCAGCUGCUGGUGUAAUGUAUCUUAAGCAAAAGAAAGGAAGUGGGGUGGAGCCAAAUCAAGCUCAGGAGAAUCGUAUUAAAAACUCAUCCGUUAGUAAGACUGAGGCUGCUGCUAAUGGAGCGUCCUGUGAAAAGACUGAGACUGCCACUGAAAUACCACCGUAGCUUUAUUUAUUCUUUUAUUUUUCUUAAAACUUCUUCAACUGAAGAGACGAUGGUAAAUGAGAAAAUGUAGUCAAACUCACUCAAACAGUGGUCCACGUAUAUUUCCAGUUACAUAAACGUUGCCUCCAAAAAGACAGUUAAGCAGGAAACCAGCAAUAAAGAAAGAAACGAAGCAGCACAUUAGCAGCAGAAGAACAGUGAGUGCUUGAGGAUUUCAGUAUUUAGAGGUUUAUUUAAACUGCAAUAGUGACCAAGAGCAGUGAACAAAUUAUGUUUUUUGUGAUUUGCACCAUAAUGCCAUUUGCACUCAGGUACUUGAAGUUUCAGUUGUUUUGUUCCAUCUGUUUACAUCCUCUUUAACUGACUGUUUACAUGAAUACCUUGCCAAAACAGUCAUUAUGACAAGGAAAUGUAUUUGACUGCACAAGGCCUCGUACUGUAAGACACAAGUGCACUUCACAUGCUAUAGUUUCCAUUACUGCUUACAUUAUUGUGCUCUUGACAUCUCACUGCCUCGACAUAUUUGAUGUGUGAAACAAUGUGGUUGCAGAUUGUAACAGUUUGUUCAUAGUCUUAUGCUUUGGAUAAUUAUGGAAUCUCAAAAAUUAUCAGAGAUUUUAAUCUCGUCUGAAAUGUUGUAUUGAUAUUUCAUGAGGUGCUGUUUAGAUAGUCUUACUGCCAAAAGCUUGAGUUUCAUGUGAGGAUUUUCUUUUCCAUCUGUCUCUCAGUUCUGUUUAUGCAUUUUGAUCUCAGAGUACACUGGUACGAUUUGUCUCUCUAAACUACGCCUCUGUCCACACGCAGUAUUCAGAACAAGCAACAGAAAAAGAUACAUGUCAAUCAACCAGAUGUUGGUUUUUUUUUUCUUUCUUUCUUUUUUUUUUUUGAAAGCAUUAACUGUAAAGUGUAAUAUGGUAAUCAAAAUAGCAUUUUUACUCUGUGCUUUUUGGUUAUUUUAACUUUUAGUUUAGUAACUUUAACUUCUGCUUUAAAAAUAUAUUUGUUUUUAGAUUUUCAGUGUAACAAUGUAAUGUGAUUUUAACCUCUUUUUUUUUUUUGGCACAUAAUUUAUGCAUACAUGCUAACAUUCACUUUAUUUGUUUAAUCCAAAUACAAAAUACUAGGAUAUAUAGGCUACUGCAUACCGCAAACCAGCCAAAAAAUACUGAGAUCUUGAAUUUUUGCUAAUAUUGCCCAUCCCUAUACAGAAGUGUUAAUGAAAGUGUAUUUAAUUAACACACACUCAAAAAUAUUUCCAAGAUUGAUAGGUCUGGUACUGAGAGAUAUACUGUAUGUUUGGGAACUCUUUGUUCUCUUGUGAAUUUGUCUUUAGUUUGAGACUCACUGUAAAUAUGUUAACGCCCUCGAUAAGAUUUAUGCACUUCAAUUAUACCUUUUUUUUUUUAUGUAAAUGGUUUCUCCAAAUAUUUUUCUUGCCAAACUCCUCACAAAAGCCUGUUACAUAAACCAGUAAGAACUGGUUGGAACUAGACAUUGAGGUUUUAGUUUCACCAGCACUAUGUUUCAGUGUUUUUAGUGAGCUGUGUUACAUAUCUGUGUUUAAUAAAGAUCUUCUACUUUGUCAAAA